AUGUUUGCAGUGUGGAAGUACGGCACCGAGGCCGACAACGUGCAGCAUAUUCGGCAAGCAGCGGAUCCCGCCGCCUUUACCCGGCUUCAAGCAUGCAAUAGAUGCCACUCAAAAAAGAUCAAGUGCAGCGGCGACAAGGACGGAUGCGCACGAUGCGUCGCCGGGGGCCACGCGUGCGACUACAACCGCUCGAGUCUGCGCUUUCGCAAGAGCAAGAGCCCAGAAGGCAGCGUCAAGUCCGCCAGUCCCACUCCCUUUCCUCACAGGAGAAGCACGUCCUCUGCGAAGCACGAGAAGCGCCGUUCGGCGCGCGCAAUGCAGCCCACGCCGCCUCCGUCAACAACGGGCUCGCCCAUUGCCGGCUUCGCCAACGAGGUGUUUUCGACACAUGCGUCCAGCUCAAUGCUGGAGCCCAUGGACCCAAUCGACAUGAUGUGUCCGCCAAUGACGAGGAGUGUGCCGUUUUCGCUGUACGAGACGCAUGGGGUGCCUGACGGAUGCUACGAUGACAAUUGGCCCUCGUACACGAGUGGCUAUCCGACGGCCGUCGUGCCAGACCUCAGCGCGGAGUAUCUGCAAUUGCUUCAUCCGAGCCGCGACGAGUUAGAGUACUACACGGCAAGCAGGCGUGUCGGCGUCUGGCCACAACAAUAA
This is a messenger RNA of Purpureocillium lilacinum, 654 nucleotides long. RefSeq lists its product as uncharacterized. Gene Ontology annotation, biological process: regulation of DNA-templated transcription. Gene Ontology annotation, molecular function: DNA-binding transcription factor activity, RNA polymerase II-specific; zinc ion binding. The record is from RefSeq and is a predicted model, not a curated record. Lineage: Eukaryota; Fungi; Ascomycota; Sordariomycetes; Hypocreales; Ophiocordycipitaceae.